Huiozyma naganishii CBS 8797 is the source of this 1758-nucleotide messenger RNA. RefSeq lists its product as uncharacterized. NCBI's taxonomy places the organism in Eukaryota, Fungi, Ascomycota, Saccharomycetes, Saccharomycetales, Saccharomycetaceae. Bases 1 to 1758 code for a protein of 585 amino acids. Gene Ontology annotation, molecular function: L-lactate dehydrogenase (cytochrome) activity. The transcript has a single exon. The record is from RefSeq and is a predicted model, not a curated record. Gene Ontology annotation, biological process: lactate metabolic process.
AUGUUGAGAGCUAGUGCAAUUGGCCGGAAGUUUACUGUUUCAGCUGCCCACAGGACUCUUGCACUGGGCAUAGCAAAUCGUACAAUCCACAGAUGUUCGUACUCUACAGGCAGUCCCACCACCAAAAGUACCACUGCUAAACGCAGAGUGAAAUAUUUUGCUACGGCCACUAUCAUUGCAGGUUCCAUCUUAUUCUAUUCUCAGCACGAGCGCCACAACAACUUUACCAAUGACUCGGCGGUCAUCCCCCAGAGGAAAGUUACCGCACAGGAAGUUCUUGAGAACAAUUGGACGGUCAUUGAUGGCUGCGUUUACGAUUUGUCCAAUUUCGCCAACACCGCUGAUCCUUCCGCUGUCCGAGUGAUCAAGAGCAACGGGGGCAAAGAUAUCACUUCUAUAUACUUUGCCCUAUUUGGUAAGACAUCUCUUGAUAAUGAUAUCUUCAAGAAGCAAUACGCUAUUGGGAUUCUGUCGGGAAAGAUGCCCUCAGACCGUGUUGUCCCCAAAUAUUCCUCCGAAACAAGAGACGAGGUCAUUAGAAAGGAAAUUUUGAAGAAUUCGUUGCCACCACUAGCCAAUAUCAUUAACGUCUACGAUUUUGAAAAUCUUGCCUCGAAGUUUCUACCUCAUCAAGCAUGGGCGUACUACUCUUCUGGGUCCGAUGAUGAAAUAUCAUUGAGAGAAAACCACAGCGCGUAUCACAGAAUAUUCUUCAAGCCACGGGUACUAGUGGACGUAUCCAAUGUGGACACAUCUACUACUCUACUAGGUAAGAAAGUGGACAUACCAAUCUUCGUUGCCGCCACAGCGCUAAUGCAGUUAGGUAACCCAGAAAAGGCAGAGGUGAACGUUGCCAAAGGUUGUGGCCAAGCUGGGUUGCACAUUCCACAGAUGAUUUCGACGUUUUCGUCGAACUCCAUCGAAGAUAUAACUGCUGCGAAAAGUAGCGAUAAGCAGGCCCAAUGGUUCCAAUUGUACGUCAAUGGCGACAGAAAAGUCACCAAAGAUUUAAUUCAAAAGGUAGAGGCACUAGGACUGGAUGCAUUAUUCGUCACAGUGGAUGUUCCGCUAACUGGGCACAGGGAGAAAGAUUUGAAGAUCAAAUUUUCAACUGCUGAUAACGGACCCAGCGUGGCCCAAAAGAAGAAGAAAGAUACAAAACAGGACAAUGGUGCUUCCAAGGCUUUGACCAAAUUCAUCGACCCUUCGUUAAGUUGGAAUGACAUUAUCGAGUUCAAAAAGCAUACAAAGCUGCCCAUUGUACUUAAAGGUAUCCAAAGAGCGGAAGAUGUCGUCAAAGCUGCCGAACUGGGGCUUGCCGGUGUUGUGAUCUCAAACCACGGAGGAAGACAGUUAGAUUUUGCGAGAGCGCCAGUCGAGGUUCUUGCCGAGAGUGUUCCCGAGUUGGAGAAGCGCGGACUGAGAAGUGACAACUUCGAGCUAUUUAUUGACGGUGGUAUUCGUCGUGGUACGGAUAUCUUGAAGGCACUUUGUCUAGGCGCAAAGGGUGUUGGUCUGGGCAGACCCUUCAUGUACGCCAAUUCGUGUUACGGAGAGGAAGGUGUAGAGAAGGCCAUCUCGUUGCUGAAGGAAGAGGUAGAAACCUCCAUGAGGUUGCUGGGUGUUACAUCCAUCGACCAAUUGGGGCCCGACCUACUAGAUCUAUCCACCUUAAGAAACAGAAGCGUCAGUGUCGCAAGAGAUAGCCUCUUUGCAGACACCUACAAGACACCAACAUUAGCGGACUUUACAGAAUAG